Molecule: messenger RNA, 597 nt
Organism: Brugia malayi
Lineage: Eukaryota; Metazoa; Nematoda; Chromadorea; Rhabditida; Onchocercidae
Gene: Bma-pole-2.1
Product: pole2 protein, putative
Exons: 3
Coding region: 1-597 (198 amino acids)
Biological process (GO): DNA-templated DNA replication; error-prone translesion synthesis
Cellular component (GO): epsilon DNA polymerase complex
Molecular function (GO): DNA binding
Source: RefSeq, a predicted model, not a curated record
AUGAAUCUAAUUUCAUAUGGAUUUCGUCGCUUGGCAUCUAUUUUGCAAAAAGAUAUAUUUGCUGAUCGUAAUGUUCAUUUUAUAUUCGUCCCUGGUCCAGAUGAUCCUUCACUGAAUUCGAUAUUGCCACGGCCACCAUUACCAUUUCAACUUUUCGAACUAAUGAGAGAUGUACCGAAUUGUUCGUUUGCAUCAAAUCCAUGUCGUAUACAAUAUACCAAUCAAGAAAUUGUCAUCAUGCGUCAUGAUUUGGUUGAAAAAAUGUGCAGAAAUAGUAUUCAUAUGCCGUCAACUACUGCCGACAUUCCAGAACAUUUCUGUCAUACAAUCGCUUCCGUUGGACACUUGUCGCCACUACCACUACACAUAUCACCUGUUAUUUGGCAAAUGGAUAGCUACCUUACACUGUAUCCUUUACCAGAUCUCGUUGUCAUCGCUGAUAAAUUCGAACAUUUUCAUUACCAAUUGGAAAAUACUUUGUUUGUUAAUCCAGGGUCCUUCGCUCGUACUGACCUCAAUUUUUAUGUAUAUUACCCAGCACUGCGUACGGUUGAGGUAUGUUCUGCUGAUCAGAAUGCUACUGGAGCUCCUGAAUAA